Wasmannia auropunctata (little fire ant) is the source of this 3538-nucleotide messenger RNA. RefSeq names its product F-actin-capping protein subunit alpha (gene cpa). Gene Ontology annotation, biological process: actin cytoskeleton organization; barbed-end actin filament capping. NCBI's taxonomy places the organism in Eukaryota, Metazoa, Arthropoda, Insecta, Hymenoptera, Formicidae. The transcript is spliced from 3 exons. The coding region runs from base 27 to 896 and encodes 289 amino acids. Gene Ontology annotation, cellular component: F-actin capping protein complex; actin cortical patch. The record is from RefSeq and is a predicted model, not a curated record. Gene Ontology annotation, molecular function: actin filament binding.
GCGUGCCUGCCAGUGGGAAAGGUAAGAUGGCGGCGGACGGAGAUGCGGUGAUUCCGGACCAGGAAAAAGUGCGAAUAGUCUCGGAUUUUAUAUUGCACUCGCCGCCGGGCGAGUUCAACGAGGUGUUCAACGACGUGAGGGUCCUGCUGAACAACGACAACCUGUUGAAGGAGGGCGCGUCCGGGGCCUUCGCUCAGUACAACAAGGACCAGCUCACGCCUGUUAAGAUAGACGGAAGUGACCACCCAGCGCUCAUAACAGAACACAAUGACUUGGGUUCUCAGAGGUUUUACGACGCACGGAGUAAGCAAAGUUUUAAAUAUGAUCACCUGAGAAAGGAGGCGCAAGAUUACGAAUCUUACGAGCCGGAUCCCAUUGCGGAGCCUUGGAGAUCAGCCCUUCAAGAAGAGAUAACGAAUUAUACUCAAAGUCAUUAUAGACAUGGCGCUUGCUCAGUUUUUGGAAAAUCUCUUGGAGGAAACAUAACGCUAACGGCGUGCAUAGAAGAUCAUCAGUUUCAACCUAAAAACUUCUGGAACGGUCGCUGGCGUUCGGUGUGGACCGUCAGUUUCACCCCAAAUUCGGGUAACGCCGAGAUGAGAGGUAGUCUCAAAGUACAAGUACAUUAUUACGAAGACGGAAAUGUACAAUUGGUCAGUAGCAAAGAUGUAAAGGAGAGCCUGCCGAUCUCCAAUGAGAAGCAAACGGCGAAGGAUUUGAUACGGUUUGUCGAGGAAUCUGAAAACGAUUAUCAAACGGCAAUUUCCGAAAACUAUCAAACAAUGUCCGACACCACCUUUAAGGCGCUGCGAAGGCAAUUGCCAGUAAUGCGAACAAAAAUCGACUGGAACAAAAUUGUGUCGUACAGUAUUGGCAAAGAGCUUAAAAGUCAAUAGAAAUAGAUUUUUUUAUAUUAAAAGAAAUAAUUAAAAAAAAGCGCGCAUUUUGCUGCAUGAGUGAAGUCUGGAGGUGUGAUGUGCAUGGGAGCAAAUUAUAACACAUUAUUGAAUAACGUCUGACUAGAGAUAUUCGACUCAUGCAUGCCACUCAAGGUUCCUCUCGACUCCAUAUUGUAUGUUACAAGAAGCAAUAAAACAAAGGAGGUCAACAUUUUUGGCGUUGUCAAUUUGUAUCAAAAAAAUUAAUUGAGAGAGCAUAAUUUCUCCAAGUAAUUCUACAUAAGUUUAUCAUAAAGUAACGUAACGUUAAAUGGCUUGGUAUAAACAUCAUUAUUUCUACAAAUAUUCUUCUAAUUCUUGAGAAAUCAAGAUUCACUAUCAGAUACGGUGGAACCUUCGUAUAAAUCACGCUUCUUCGCUUUUGACCAACCAUCUUUCUUAAAACGAUGUCCGUGAUAUUCGCAUUGUGCAGCAUAGUGCAAAAUAUAAUCUUUAACUUUGGAUGGACAUAAAAGCGAUAAUAACUAUCGAAGUAAAAGAUCUAUUCACUAUUUAUAAUGGGGUAAUGGGGAUCCUUGUUCUUAUGUUAAGUGAUUGAAUUGAAGUUGAAUUCAAUGUGUUGAAUAGCUUGAGAUUGUGAGACACAAAUAGCGAAAAUAAAUUUAAACUUAAUCAUGUAGUUGUGAAGUAACGAGCAGAUGAAGGCAGUUUUUCAAACUGACAAAAUUUAUAGAUUCCUGCGAACUUUAUCAAAAAUAUAGUAACGUCAGUGAGAUAUCUCAUAAUUAUUUAUAUUUUUACUUGUAUAACACUUUUUUCUCUCUAGAGGAGUUUAUUAUAUCGUGUAUAUUAUUAUAAUAUCUAAGAGAAAUUAACACAUUCUAUUAUUCACUGAGAUUACUAUCUUAUUGAUAAUCUUGUCAUUACAACUACAUUGAUCUGCUCUAGCACAAUUUAUCUGUCACUUGAUGGUUCACCCUGACUCAAAGCAAAAUAAUUUUAAUUAAUUAUUUUAUUAUAUAGGCAGUCUUUCCGAUAAUUGAAUACUAAACAGUAUGUUGUUUACGUUUUAUGAUACCAAUAUAAUUGUGGAACGCGAAUAUAAAGCUUGUACGAAAAAAAUACUACAUGAUACGAAAGAAAAGUUUUCUUACGGAUGUGAUGAUGUGCGAAUAAAGUAGCGAAAUUGAAUAGUUUACGUCAGAUAUAAGGAAGACCUUUAGACUGACUCUCAUUUUAAAAGGAAGACAAAUCUGUAACGCUUAAGUCUUAGAUCACUUAAAGCGACUCGAUGACACAUCUCGUGUAUUUAAAAAUUCACGGUUUAAAGAAUGAUAUAUAUGUACAUAUAUCGUUUUUUAUACCCGAAUUUUUUUAAUUAUAUAUAUAUAUAUAAAAAUAUAUACAUAUUCUCUGAUUAUUAUGUUACUUAUCGAUACAACAUGCUGGGGCCAUGGGUGAUAUCAAACGCAUAAUAUAUCAAAUGUAAUACAAAGACAUUAGAUGUGUCGAUCCAUGAUUUGUCAGCCCGGUACGGAACACCGUUAAGUGUUCAUUACCGCGUUUAAUACACAAAGUACGAGAAACAAGGAAACAUAACUCUUAACAGAUAUUGGUGGGCAAGGCCUACUAUUUUUAUCCAACUUUUACAUUUCAUAAAGGUAUAAGUCUAUAUACAUUUUUGUUAAAAUGUAUUGUUUUAUAAUAAGUAUGUCUAUUAUAUGAUGGAUACGUUGCAAAGUUUAAUGAACUACUUGAAUGAAAUAAAUGUUAAUCAUUGCGCAACUUGGUUUCUAAAUUAAAUCACAUUAGUGUAAAACCGUCACGAAAAGAAUCGUAUUCGAGCUCGAGAAAGCAGAAGCGGGAAGUCUCUUGGUGCUAUCGCUUACUACACACAUUACACAGCCAGACAUUGUACGCGAAAACGGAAACUAACAAAGUACAUAAUAUAUUGUACAUUGUAGAAUGUAGCCUAUAGCCUGCUGGAGCCUUAAUCUGUUCACUUUACGUUGGGGGACGGGGGUGGGGUAUGGAGAUUGGGUCUCGGGGAAUAUACUAUGUACAUAUGUUAUUUGGAUGAAUGAAUGCGACGAUCGAUGCGCACCAUCAUUUGACUCUUAAUACAAUAGGAUUCGAAACGUGUGUGUAAUAUUAUUCAUACUUUGUAAGUUACAUCGUAAUUCAAGGCAUCAUCUUUUCGGUCGCAGUUAUACAGCUCUUCAAGGGGGAGAAAGAAAAGAAAAAGAAACGCAAGUUCUUGCCAUUGAUACUUAAGGGUGGUUAAAGAAAAGUACGUAUAAAUAAAAUACGUUAAAUUACCUGUUAGAAUGCCGAGGCGCGAUAACGAAGUUACUCAUGUAAAUACAAUCGCACACAUAUGCUACUUGGAGUCGUUGUUUGUAUUACGUAUGUAAAUUACAAAAAAAAGGGGGCGUUGAGGUGUUUCGAAUCUUGUCAAAACUCUACACGACAUAGUUGCCUACGAUAUUGAAAACUAGGUAUUACCUACAAUCGAGUGUAUCGUAACAUAACAAAACGCAUGUCCUUAUGUAAAAAUUUAAACACAAAAUACAUUUAUCAGUUAAAUUAUGUAUUAUUGAAUGUUAUGAUUGAUUCAAAUAAAGUGAAAUGACACUUUA